Messenger RNA from Sphenostylis stenocarpa, 987 nucleotides. Lineage: Eukaryota; Viridiplantae; Streptophyta; Magnoliopsida; Fabales; Fabaceae. The record is from the annotation of a GenBank genome assembly.
AUGGCACAGUUACCUCCUAAAAUACCAACCAUACCCCAAAAUUGGCCAUCUUUUCCUCACCAAAGGGUGCCCACAAUGGCCAACUUCACCCCCCCAACCUCAUCCACCACCACCGUCGCCGCCACCACCACCACUCCUUCCCAACCCUCUUGGGUCGACGAGUUCCUCGACUUCUCGUCCACCCGGCGGGGGGCUCACAGGCGAUCCGCCAGUGACUCCAUUGCCUUUCUCGAGACGCCGUUUCUGGAGGAAUGUCGAGCCGGUUUCGACCGACUCGACGAGGACCAGCUGAUUUCCAUGUUCUCUGAUGACAUUGCCGCCGCGGCGCUCCCGCCGCCACCGCUGUCGUCGGCGUCCAAUCCCUCCUCGCCGUCCUCCGACCAAAAUAGCAACAACGAGGAGAAGCCCAUGGCAAUGGCGCUGGACGUGAAGCCGAAGACGGAAACGGUUGAAGAGGAGAGCUCGUGCAGGAACGAGGCCGCGGCGCCGCCACUCUCCGCCACUGCCACCUGCACUGAAACCGUUGUCGAUCCCAAGAGGGUCAAAAGAAUUUUGGCUAACAGGCAAUCAGCACAGAGGUCAAGGGUAAGAAAGCUACAAUACAUCUCUGAGCUUGAAAGGAGCGUAACAACUUUGCAGACGGAGGUAUCAGCAUUGUCACCACGAGUUGCAUUUCUGGACCAUCAACGUUUGAUUCUUAACGUCGACAAUAGUGCCUUGAAGCAACGCAUUGCUGCUUUGGCCCAAGACAAGAUUUUCAAAGAUGCUCAUCAAGAGGCAUUGAAGAAGGAGAUAGAGAGACUGAGGCAAAUCUACCACCAUCAGAACCUACAAAAGAUGCGUAACACAGUGAACAACAAUCUUCAAACCCCACCAACAUCACAAUCACAAGCAGCAAUGCAAUCACCUUCCCUUCAUCAGCAUCAGCAGCAGAAAACAGUGUCUCAACCAUUGGGAUACAAGGACAAGGAACAGCUCCAGAGUUGA